Molecule: messenger RNA, 2217 nt
Organism: Lachancea mirantina
Lineage: Eukaryota; Fungi; Ascomycota; Saccharomycetes; Saccharomycetales; Saccharomycetaceae
Source: the annotation of a GenBank genome assembly
AUGCUUCGAAGAGUGAGCGGGGGACCCUUGGGUUACUGGUUUGGCGUAGGACGUUCAAGGUCUUUUGGAAGUUUUGCAGCCUCAUCUUCGAAGAAAAAAGAAGAAUGGCCACUGGGGAAGCCCACAUUUAAUCAUCUUUCACCCAGUGAGCGUACCCAAAUCAAUCGCACGGAACUUUCAUUUCCAGCCAAGGCAAGCAACUUGUAUCUUCAAGAUCGCGAAUUCAAAGGAGUUUUUGAUGACACCUUACAAUGGGUGUUCGAUAAUAAAUUAAAAGCGUUCGAGAAAGAUGCAUCGAAGGCCAAGCAGUACGCAUGGCUCAAACUACGGGAACAUGUUUACAAGCAGUUGAGAGAUCGCAGUCUUGAAGAAAAAAUUGCGAACUACAAAGUUUGUCUUUCAGAAAUGCUGUAUCCCACUAGACCAGAUUUGCUGGUACCGCAGCUGAUUAACUGCACUAAAAUUCCGGAAAGUCAGUGGAAAGCCAUACUGGAGACAAAUUCGGUUUCCUCGCAUACGAUAUUCCAACACAUAGUUGGGAAAAUGUUUGAUUUCGUUUACGAACAACAAAUUCUUCCGGUAGUAACACCAGUAAAAUCGAGCACCACCAGUGAGCGAGACAUAGACAUUUCAAAUCCAGCAGAGUGGUUUCCUGAGGCGCGAAAAUGGAGAAGGAACAUUGUAAUGCAUAUUGGGCCCACUAACUCGGGGAAAACAUACAAAGCUUUACAAAGAUUGAAGCAAUGUGGUAGAGGCUACUAUGCAGGCCCUUUGCGGCUCUUGGCCCGCGAAGUAUUCGAGCGAUUUAAAAACGAGGGAAUAAGGUGCAACUUGCUUACAGGCGAAGAAGUAAUAGAAGAUCUGGAUGAGAUGGGUAAUCCGGCGGGCUUGACUUCAGGGACAAUAGAAAUGGUACCACUAUCUCAAAAAUUCGACGUGGUUGUUUUAGACGAAAUUCAAAUGAUGGGGGACUCUGAUCGUGGAUGGGCUUGGACAAACGCGCUUCUUGGUGCACGAGCUCGCGAAAUCCAUGUAUGUGGUGAAAAGAGCACUUUACCACUCAUUGAAAAGAUAGUAAAGAUGACGGGCGACAGAUUAAUUAUAAAUGAAUACGAAAGGUUAGGAAAAUUAGAGGUCACAGAUACAGCCUUACUGAACGGGUUUCGGGAUCUAAAGAAGGGAGACUGUGUGAUCGCCUUUUCCAAGAAAAAAAUAUUAGACCUGAAACUUAAGAUCGAAAGCCAGACCGAUCUCAAAGUCGCAGUGGUUUACGGCUCGUUGCCCCCAGAAACAAGAAUUCAACAAGCGAAUAAAUUUAAUUCUGGUGAAUACGACGUUUUGGUGGCUUCCGAUGCAGUCGGGAUGGGUCUUAAUUUGUCUAUCGAAAGAGUCAUUUUUACGACGCACUUGAAAUUCAAUGGUCAAGAAAUGGUCAAACUCACUUCUUCCAAUGUCAAGCAAAUUGGAGGAAGGGCAGGUCGCUUUCGUUCCUUGCUUAAUACCACAGGUGCAAAAAGCGCUUCCAUCGGGCUCGUAACUGCGGUGGAUCCCGAUGUUCUAACUGCUGUCCGCCAAGGUAUCCAUUCUCCUAUAGAAUAUCUGCGAUCAGCGACUGUGUGGCCUCCGGACGAAAUAUGCGGUAAACUCAUGACCCACAGUCCCGCGGGCACCCAAGUCUCAACUUUGCUUGAGGCCCUGGCACAGGAUGUCGAGAAUCGGUCUGCAAAACUCUUCCAAUUGAGUGACUUGAAAAAUCGUUUGCAAAACAUCUCGCUCUUCGAGCAUAUCGAGGGGAUUCCCUUUUUCGAAAAACUGCGUUUGAGUAAUGCGCCCGUUAAGGACAUGCCAAUGGUCAAAUCCGCUUUUGUUCAAUUCUGUAAGACCAUAGCCCAGCGUCAAACCCGCUCAUUACUCAGUUACCCAUUUCCUUUCAACAUUUUGAACCUGUCCUGCAUAUUAGAUGAAAAGCUCACGCUUGAAUAUUAUGAAUCGCUUCACAAUAUCAUAAUGUUGUUUUUCUGGUUGAGCAAUAGGUAUCCGCAUUAUUUCAUUGACCAAACCAGCGCUCGAGAAAUGAAAAACGUCUGCGAGCUCAUAAUUUUCGAGAAACUAGAUCAUCUGAAGAGAAACCCAUACGCCAAACGUAGCCAACUUUCGACUACGAAUUUUUCACGUCUUUUGAAUAAGCCAAUCGGUCAGCGAGGGAAAAUGUCCUAA